AUGAUUGAUCAUCUGUCGUCAUUAUCAGAACCUGAAGUAUCCGUGUCGUACUUUUACUUGAAGUACCUCGACCAAGGGUCUCUGACGCUGUCUACCGUUUUGGCAUCGUUGCUGAGGCAAGCGCUUCACGGAAUGACGGAUAUACCAAAGUCGAUCAUGGAGCUUUUUCUCAGCCACCGCGAGGGUUCCAAAAUCUCAAGUACGGCAGAUCAACUGAGAUUGCUCUUUGAUGUGGCAGCAGGUCCACGAAUUUUAUAUGUUGUACUUGAUGCUCUCGAUGAGUACGACCAUACUCAGCGACGAGGUCUCCUCGAAGCGGUAAAAGAACUGAGACAGUGUCCGUCGAUCAGGUUGUUACUCACGAGUCGGUCUCACAUCCCAGACCUUGAAGCUUCGUUCAGCAAGUGCCCUCAGAUUCUAGUCGAGGCCCAUGACGGGGACUUAAAAGCUUACAUGAAGCAUUCGAUUCUCGUGCAAAACCAAUACGAUAUUAUCGACGACGAGUUUGCAAAUCAAAUAAUGAACCAAUUCAUUGCAAGAGCCAAGGGAACAUUCCUGCCUGUUGUUCUACAAUUAGGCACCGUUCUCAGAAAGAAAACACGAGGUCACAUGGAAGAUGCGAUCGGUUCUAUCUCGGACGACCUCGCAGUCGUGUUUGAAGAGACCAUGGCACGGAUCGACAGACUACACGAAGACUAUCGCAUACUGGCGAAGCGCGUUCUCGCUUGGCUGACGCACGCUAGAUCCACCCUCACAGCAGCGGAACUAGGAGACGCGUUGUCUGUAGCAGAUUCCGUCCAAAGGGGAUGGACGUCGUGGACCACCAGAUACAGACCUCUACCGAGGAUGAUGAUCAACUGCUGUCAGGGCCUGGUCUUGUUGGAGCCAGUGACGAACCGCCUCAGUCUAGCACACUACACCGUCCAGGAGCACUUUGAAAAGCACACUGAUAGGCUGUUCCCGUGGGCAAAAGUCGAUUUCGCACGUACUUGCCUGUCGUACCUUUUGUACGACGACUUUGAUUCUGGGCCGUGCAACGCCGAUGAAGACAUUUACGGCAGAGUCAUCAAAUACCCCUUCCUGGCGUACGCCGCUCAAUACUGGGGAAACCACGUAGCUGACACCGAACAGGAGCCUGGAGUCGCAGAUCUGCUGUCCAAGUUCCUGGGGCAGAGGAUUUCCACCGCCGUCGCCUGGCAAGUUGUGCGAUACGUCCAGGGGUACACAGAGAUAUAUUGGAGGCCCGAGGAGUGUCUUAGUGCAACGCCCAUUCACACUGCCAGUCGAUAUGGGCUCACCCACACGCUUAAAAGGCUCCUGCAGACCGACGACGUGAACAACAUCAAUCUUUGCACCGCUGAAGUAAAAACAACACCAGUGAUUCUAGCUGCUUCUGAGCCCAAUUUGGGAAUCCUCAAUCUCUUACUACGCAGCGGCGCCGAUCCGUACAUCAGCAAUUGGUACGGCAACGCGCUCCAUUGUGCCUGCGAGGCGGGGAUGUCGGAUAAUAUCCGACUGCUGGUCAACUUCGGCAUGAAGACGAACGCCGAGCACGCACAACAGGGCCGUCCACCCAUCUUCCGCACGGUGGACAAUGACAGACUAGGUGCUCUGGAGACUCUGGUGGACCUCGUCGACGACGAAGAAGUCAACGCAGCCCCGGACCCGGACCCUCGGCUGCUGCAGUACUUCCUCCUCUGGGCAGUCGAAUACGGCGCGCAUCAAAUCGUUGGCUGGAUCUUGGGGAACGAACAACACCACCGCCGCGUUGCGUGGCUCCUGCGGUCCCAUUACCUUGACUCCCUCCUGGAGAAGCUUAACCUAGACGCGGACACGCCGCUCCUAGGAGUCCCCGUUCUGCAUCGGGCGAUACUGGCCGGGGAUGUCGAGAUGGUUCGUCUGCUCGUCUCUUUUGGCGCAGAUCCGUAUGCUACGGCCUGGGAAGGCAAGACGGCGGUAGACUACGCGGCUGAGUCGAUGGUCAGCGCUCUCACGGAUGCGUUGGGCCUGGAUUCCAACGAUUUGAGUGUUGCGGUGGAGAGACUGCGAGUGUAG
This is a messenger RNA of Colletotrichum truncatum, 2055 nucleotides long. Its product is annotated as nacht and ankyrin domain protein. Gene Ontology annotation, molecular function: protein binding. NCBI's taxonomy places the organism in Eukaryota, Fungi, Ascomycota, Sordariomycetes, Glomerellales, Glomerellaceae. The record is from RefSeq and is a predicted model, not a curated record.